AAUUUCGAAGAAUUCGAAGAUUUUAAACUUUUACAUCCCAUAAUGGUUAAAGAAACGGGAUAUUAUGAUACAUUAGGUGUUAAUUCGAAUGCUACAGAAGAGGAACUUAAAAAGGCUUACAGAAAACUUGCUUUAAAAUAUCAUCCAGAUAAAAAUCCUGAAGAAGGAGAAAGGUUUAAACAAAUAUCUCAAGCCUAUGAAGUUCUUUCAGAUUCAAAUAAAAGAAAAAUAUAUGAUGCUGGUGGUGAACAAGCUAUUAAAGAAGGAGGGUCUCAUGGAGGAGAAGGUUUUAGGUCUCCUAUGGAUAUUUUUGAGAUGUUCUUUGGGGGUGGUUCUAGAAGUAAAGCAAGAGAAAGGAAAGGCAAAGAUUUAUAUCAUGAACUUGAUGUCACAUUAUCUGAGUUCUAUAAUGGUAGUGUGAGGAAAUUGGUUGUCACUAAAAAUGUUGCAUGUCCUAAAUGUGAAGGUCGUGGUGGCAAGAAAGGAGCCACAAUUGACAAGUGUGCAUCCUGCAAAGGCACUGGUGCCCAGGUUAAGAUACAUAGGCUAGGUGUGGGUAUAGUUCAACAAACUCAAUCUGUUUGUGAUGAAUGUAGAGGUAUGGGAGAAAGGUACUUGGCCAAGGAUCGUUGUAAACAUUGUGAUGGUAAAAAAAUUACUGUGGAGAAAAAAUCUAUAGAUGUUCAUAUAGAUAAAGGUAUGAAGGAUGGUCAAAAGCUUAGCUUUUUAGGAGAAGGAAAUCAAGAACCAGGCAUCCCUAGUGGUGAUCUUAUAGUGGUUCUGGAGGAACAAGAAAAUCCUAAUCAAUUUCCAGGAUUUGUAAGGAAAGGAGAUGACCUUCAUAUGAAGAUGGAACUGGAUUUAGUUCAAGCUCUAUGUGGAUUUCGUGAUGAAAUCAAAACUAUGGAUGGCAGAACUCUCAUUGUAUCAUCCCCUCCUGGCGAGGUUAUUAGGCAUGGAGAAGUUCGUAGCAUUUUGAACGAAGGUAUGCCCAUCUACAAACAUCCACUCGACAAAGGAAAACUAUACGUCACCUUUCAGGUUAAAUUUCCUCCAUCAGGAUACUUUACCCCUGACAAAAUAGCCGCCAUUUCUUAUUUGCUCCCCGACGGAAAACCAAAUGAUUCGAUGGAUCAGGAUUCAGAUAGUAAUGGCGUAGAGGAAAUGGUCUUAGCAGAGGUACCAGAUUUGCGCGACACCCGCUCUGCCAAUUCGAGUAACGCUAGAGGGCGGAAACCUGGGACAGGAGCUAGUACGGGGAACUUUUUGUUUGACGAGAUCCUAGGCGGUUCAAGAGCACAAGGCCGCUUUCCAAGAGGGGCAGAGGAUUACCAACAGGAUGACGACGAUGAAGGGGAAGGUGGACCAGGCUUCCAAAAGGUGCAAUGCCAGUCACAUUGAUAUAUGGAAGCAACAUUAUUUAUAUGUUUACAUUAUAUUUCGUUUAUUCAUUCUUCGAACAAGUCUUAUCAAAAAGUUAUGCGUGUUUACAUAUUUUUAUAAUUUGAAAAUUACGAGCUACCCAUUUUUUAAAAAAAUUAUUAUCUUUUGUUUUAUUUGUAAUGGUAUUCAUUUUUUAAAAGAUUUCUUAUUGAAGGAAAAACUUUAAAUCCUCGUUUAUUUGUUGCAAAGGUAAUGUAUCAGGGUUUUGUUUAAAGUUGCUAAACUAGAUCAAAUUUCCUUUAACUUAUUAAUGAGGGUAUCAAUUAUUCCGAUUUCAAACCUAUCUUAAACACAAUUCUAUCGAUUAACGUGGAAAUAUAAUUUUUUCGCCCCCUUUUUUACCUUCUUUAAUGUUACAUUACAUUUUUGAGACAUUUAUUACUCGUUAAUUUUAAUUCUUAUAAAAUACUUUUUUUUUCGAAUGGGCCAAUAUUAAAAUUCAAUAGAUUAUUUGUAUCCCAUUUUUUUAAAUUAUAGCACAACAUUUAUUAUCCACUAUUGCUAACUAUUUGAAAUGACGUGUAUUCGAAAAAUGCUUGAAAAAACAUUCUAUAAUAUAGAUAAUAUUUAUAUUUUUUUUUCGCGAUUUAUCACCCUUUAUUGUAAAUAUGU
Messenger RNA from Gordionus sp. m RMFG-2023, 2055 nucleotides. Its product is annotated as dnaJ homolog subfamily A member 1-like. NCBI's taxonomy places the organism in Eukaryota, Metazoa, Nematomorpha, Gordioida, Chordodea, Parachordodidae. The record is from RefSeq and is a predicted model, not a curated record. The transcript is spliced from 8 exons. Gene Ontology annotation, biological process: protein refolding; response to heat. Gene Ontology annotation, cellular component: cytosol; cytoplasm. Gene Ontology annotation, molecular function: ATP binding; Hsp70 protein binding. Bases 43 to 1401 code for a protein of 452 amino acids.